Sinocyclocheilus grahami is the source of this 1773-nucleotide messenger RNA. RefSeq names its product enhancer of mRNA-decapping protein 3-like. Bases 1 to 561 code for a protein of 186 amino acids. The transcript has 3 exons. Gene Ontology annotation, cellular component: P-body. Gene Ontology annotation, biological process: P-body assembly; deadenylation-independent decapping of nuclear-transcribed mRNA. The record is from RefSeq and is a predicted model, not a curated record. NCBI's taxonomy places the organism in Eukaryota, Metazoa, Chordata, Actinopteri, Cypriniformes, Cyprinidae. Gene Ontology annotation, molecular function: mRNA binding.
AUGUCACGACUUACCCCAAAGAAUGUACAUCAGCGGCCCACGGUGGCCCUGCUGUGUGGACCACAUGUCCAGGGCGCUCAGGGCAUCAGCUGUGGCCGACACUUGGCCAACCAUGAAGUGGAGGUCAUCCUUUUCCUGCCAAACUUCGUCAAGAUGUUGGAGGCCAUCACCAGUGAACUUGCACUUUUUGGGAAGACGGGAGGCAAACUGGUUUCUAAUGUGAAAGACUUGCCCGAGACGCCAGUUGACCUGGUCAUAAACUGCCUGGAUUCGCAUGAAAACGGAUUCUUGAGGGAGCAGCCCUGGUACAAGGCCGCCGCCGACUGGGCCAAUCAGAACCGAGCCCCGGUACUGAGCAUCGACCCUCCAGUAAGUGGACAGGCACAUGCCGUGGAAGCAAAAUGGUCACUUUCCCUGGGCCUCCCGCUGCCUCUAUCUGACGGUGCCGGCCGAGUCUACCUGUGUGACAUUGGCAUUCCCCGACAGGUGUUCCAGGAAGUGGGGAUCAAAUACCACUCCCCCUUCGGAUGUAAAUUCGUCAUCCCGCUGCACUCCGAAUAAGCCGUUGACUUUCACGGUCAAGGCUCACUGAACCUGCCUUAAAGAUUUUAAGAAUGAAUGGACCUCGGUUUGAUUGUUGCAACAGAACUGGAACUUCUCAGUCUGUAUUUCUCUCAAGUUCUUCUAUACUUCUGUGAUGAUUCCCAUCAAAGGGAAGUGACGGAAACGAUACCAGCUCUUGUGACAAACCUGAUACGUUAAAAGCAGAACCAACAUCAGUGUACUCGCCAUCUGAUGCAUUCUAACAGUCUUAUAAUAAUCUUUCAAACAGCCAUUUUAAUACACAAGGCUGAUUUUUUUUUGGGAUGAGACAACUUUCAUAACCCAUUAAAUGUGCAGUUAUGCCAAAAAACAGCAACUGGCUUACACUUAAUGUGACUUGAUUGGUCUUAUGGCAUUUUUGAAUCUUAUUUUAUCUCAAAUGGAAGAAUUCGCUUUUAGUUUAUAAUCGCAUAUGCUGACUUAAAUUUUUCCCAUAGAAAAUGUGCAUUAGAUGGGGGUUUCAUCUUUUUCCCCCUUUUUGUGCCAGAUUGAUCAAAGUCAGUGUUAAGGCACUGAGAUUGUCAGUUUAUUGCAUGCAAAAUUACUUGCAAAGUGUUAUUUGCUUUGUUGACCAAGUCCAGAAAUAUGACAGAUUGACUGGGAUCUUAUCAGUGAUAAAUUGUUGCACUCUUGAAUGGUAAGAUAAGUGUACUAAAAAAAAUAGUUUGUGAUAUUGGUUGCUAUUGGACCAAUACUAACCAUUUUAAGCUGUCGUUGGCCAAUACCACCAGUUUUCUUAAGCUAAAAUUCAUUGCUGUGCUUUACCGCAUUUCCAUUAGUUUCAGUUCUCAGUGCUCAAAAAUAAGCAGCUUAUGAAAUCCUGUUUUAAAUGGGUUUCAUAUUGAGUCAGCAUGGCUUGUUUGGUUAGAUCAAACAAGGAUCUUUUAUUAAGAAAGAUGCUCCAUGUGUUGCAAUAAACCUGCUUGCUGAAAUCGAUUCGUGAUUUUCUUAUAGGUUGUAUUAUUAUGCACACAAACCCAUUACAAAGCAAAAGGUCAGUGUGUGCUGCACACUCAGUUCUUUUGGGUAAUGAAUGAGUUUUUCAAAAGCACUGAUAAGGACAGUUGAAAUAUUUGUUUGAAUCUGCAGGUUACCGUAUGCCUUCACAGUUAAAAUGAGAGGCACUUGUGACACGCAAAUCCUCUAUAAAAGAUCCAUAUGCAACAAUAA